AAACCAUCGCGUGCACGACCACUCCAAAGUUGCUGGAAGUCCGGGACGGCGAUGGUCGCCACGCCUGUGCGGUGGCCGCGGGUGCUGACUCCGGCGCACCUCGCCGGCGCCAUCCGCCGGCAGAAGAGCCCCCUCGACGCCGUCCAUCUCUACGCCGACGCGCCGCGGCGCUACCCGCGCUCCUCCUACCGCCACAACGACGCCGUCCACUCCUCGCUCCUCGCCGCGGCCUCCGCAUCCUCCUCCGAUCUCCUCCCCUCCCUCCUCCGCCGCAUCCUCCCGUCCUCCCCCUCCGCCGACUCCCUCCUCGCCGCCUCCAUCCCGCACCUCCCUCCCGCUGCCGCAGUCUCCGUCUUCCGCUCCUCCCUCCCAUCCUCCCUCGCCCCGUCUUGGUCACGAUCCUUCUCCGCCCUCCUCCGCCGCCUCCUCUCCGAUGGCUUGCUUCCCGAAGCGGCCCGUCUCUUUGCGGACUUCGCGGGGAGGCCGGAAGUCUCUCUAGCGUCAGAAGACCUCACCUCGUUGAUCACUGGAUUGUGCCGUGCGCGGAGACCUGAACUCGCUCUGCAGGUGCUUGAUGAAAUGUCUAACCAGUGCCUCGCACCAGAGAAGGACGCUUAUCGCGCGAUCGUGCCUGCGCUCUGCGAUGCUGGCAUGCUCGAUGAGGCCACACACGUUCUCUACUCCAUGCUGUGGCGCGUGUCGCAGAAGGGAUGCGACGAAGAUGUUGUGGUGUACCGGGCAUUGCUGGUGGCGCUCUGUGCGGCUGGCCGAGGUGAGCAGGCAGAGAUUGUGUUGGAUAAGGUGAUUAGGAAAGGGUUGAGGUCCUCAGGUAGCCGGCGAUCUCUCCGUGUUCCUAUGCUUGCUGGGCUUAGUAUUGAGGAUGCCCAGGAAAUCAUUGAUCAGGCAUUGGUUGUUCGAGGUGGGCGUACUGUUGCAAGCUUUGAAGUUAUGGUUAUUGACCUCUAUGAUGAGGGAAGAUUGAAUGAGGCAGACAAUUUGUUUAAGGAGAUGGGCAAGAAGGGGUUCAAGCCAACAAUAUACAUGUAUGAGGCGAAGAUCACUUCUUUAUGCAGGGAAGGCAGGUUGGAUGAGGCUGUGAAGGUGUUGGAGGAGGAAUUACCCAAGAAUGAUCUCAUUCCGACCGUCACAACAUAUAACUUGCUAAUGAGGGGACUUUGCAACUCGAUGCAAUCAAUGAGGGCACUCAGAUACCUUGGAAGGAUGGAUAAACAGCUUGGUUGUGUUACUCGGAAAGAGACAUUUUCAAUCUUGAUCAGCGGCUUGUGUUCAGAAAGCCGGUUCAUCGACGCAGCACAGAUUAUGGAGAGGAUGGUUAAGGGUCAUCAUAGACCUGAGGCAGGCGAAUUUAACAAUGUCAUUGAAGGUUUAUGUUCUGCUGGUAGAACAUAUGAUGCAUUGCUAUGGCUUGAGGAGAUGAUCGACCAUGGAGAAACACCUGAUGUUCAUGUUUGGUCUUCUUUGGUUUCAGCAGCUUUAGGAUUAGGAGAAGGCCUUACAACUGCUGCUACGCAUUAAGUGGGAUUGGGCCAAGUACAUUCUUUAAGCACAAAAACAUCACUGGUUUGAGCGUACAGAAUUAGCCUCUUUUGUAUGUAAGUGAAGUAACAUUUUUAUCAUCCUGUUAUUUAUGCAGUUCCAAAAGGAAUAUCUGUAAGCUAAUUAUUUCUGCAUGUAGUAACAAUAUAUCUUAAAUCUACUUUAGUCUUAAUAAUGGUUGCGAUGAGGAAAAACAGUAAGCUGUUUUUAUUUACUAUACUUAAUACUA
Oryza sativa Japonica Group (Japanese rice) is the source of this 1786-nucleotide messenger RNA. Its product is annotated as pentatricopeptide repeat-containing protein At1g05600. The record is from RefSeq and is a predicted model, not a curated record. Gene Ontology annotation, molecular function: protein binding. NCBI's taxonomy places the organism in Eukaryota, Viridiplantae, Streptophyta, Magnoliopsida, Poales, Poaceae.